UUUAUGAACUACUCGCUCUCUUAAACGACCGAUGGAGACGAGACAAAGGGAAAAAUUCAUGGAGCGAGGAGAAGGAGGAGACGACUCUCCGGCGAAUCCGUUGGUCGUAGACGUCUCUUCUAUGGACUGGAAGAUACGUAGACGAGGAGGAGGAGGAGGAGGAUGGAUCGCGGAGGAAGUUAAGAAACAGUUGUGGCUAGGUGGUCCACUGGUGGCUACGAAUCUGUUGCAGUAUCUUCUUCAGAUGAUCUCUAUCAUGGUCGUCGGACAUCAAGGCGAGUUAGCUCUCUCCAGCGUCUCCAUUGCUAGUUCAUUCUCCCAAAUCACUGGCCUAAGUUUGCUCAUGGGACUGUCUGGAGGAUUGGGUACAUUGUGUGGUCAAUCUUACGGAGCAAAAGUAGAAAGAAUGUUAGGAAUACACACACAAAGAGCAAUGGUGGUUCUUCUCAUCUUAUGCUUUCCAAUAUCCAUUUUAUGGAUCAAUGCAUCAUCCAUUCUUGUGUUUAUUGGCCAAGACGCAGUCAUUGCUCAAACCUCUGGAUCAUACGUAGCGUUCUUGAUCCCAGGCCUUUUCGGUUUCGCGAUUUUACAAUGCCUCAAUAGUUUCUUUACGAGCCAGAACAGAGUGUUUCCUCUCAUGCUCUGUUCCGGUUUAACCACUCUGCUUCACGUUCCUGUUUGUUGGGGUUUGGUGUCCAAGUCUGGUUUGGGAAUCAGAGGAGCUGCGCUAGCAACUUCGUUUUCCUUGUGGAUUAAUGUUGUCUUGUUGAGUCUUUACGUCAAAUUCUCGCCUGCUUGCGCCAAAACAUGGACCGGGUUCUCCCGAGAGGCUCUUGAGAACGUUAUGGUCUUUCUUCGUCUGGCUGUUCCGUCUGCAUUCAUGGUCUGCUUGACGAUUUGGUCAUCUGAGACGGUGGUCUUCCUCUCAGGCUUACUUCCAAAUCCUGUUCUUGAAACUUCGGUUAUCUCCACUUGUUUAGGUAUCUCCACGGUAAUUCGUAUGGUUCCCUAUGCAUCGGCUUGUGUAGUGAGCGUGAGGGUAUCGAAUGAGUUAGGAGCAGGAAAUCCAGACAAUGCCAGGAGAGCUAUACGAGUAUGCUUAGCCAUGACACUUUGUGUGUGUGUCUUAAGUGAAUUGGUGUUGCUGGUUACACGUGAAACACUUGGAUACACUUACUCAAACGAGUCUGAAGUUGCUGAAUAUGUAGCAACGAUGGUGCCUCUCCUCGUCAUUUCCAAUCUCCUUGAUGGUCUUCAGGCCAUUCUCUCAGGGGUUCUUGGAGGUUCAGGGUGGCAAAAGAUAGGGGCAUACGUAACACUCGGAUCCUACUAUUUAGUUGGACUUCCGACAUCAUUUUUUUUUGGAUUCGUGUUAGGGAUUGGAGGAAUGGGGAUUUGGUUAGGAGUGAUUUGUGCUACGUUUGCUCAAGUCUCUGCCAUUGCUUUUGUCAUGACUCGCACCAACUGGACCGAAGAGGUGAAGAAAGCGAAAGGACGAGUUUACGAGUCAAUUAUACCGGAGACUGAGUAAGGAUGCGGUAGCCAGCCUCCUGACUCGGGGGAGAAUAAGAGAAGAGAGAACUAAUAAGGAGCCACUCACGUCGCACUCGUUGUCAAGAAUUGGAGUAAGACACAAUUCAAUGUCUGUGGAUUGGGAGCAUAUUUCGAUUUUUUUUCUUUCUUUCUUUUCUUCAUAUAGAAAGCAUAAUAUAUACUUUAUAGUCAUCAAUUUGCAAUAUCGAAAAGUUAAAAUGUCAAUAAAUUAAAAAUAUUAAUUUGCUAAAUCAGGAAGAGUAUUAGUGGAAAUAUAUAGUACUAAUUAAGAAGAUAUCAUACCGUAAAAAAAAAAAAAAAAAA
Messenger RNA from Camelina sativa (false flax), 1857 nucleotides. RefSeq names its product protein DETOXIFICATION 16-like. Lineage: Eukaryota; Viridiplantae; Streptophyta; Magnoliopsida; Brassicales; Brassicaceae. The record is from RefSeq and is a predicted model, not a curated record. Gene Ontology annotation, molecular function: antiporter activity; xenobiotic transmembrane transporter activity. Gene Ontology annotation, cellular component: membrane. Gene Ontology annotation, biological process: xenobiotic detoxification by transmembrane export across the plasma membrane.